ACGCGGGAGUAUUGCGCGUUCUCAGUUCAAGUGUAAAGAAAUUUAACAAUUUGUUACAACGAAUUUGUUGUAAUUGUAAUAAAUAAUGCGGCAUACGACGUGCAAUUAAAUAAAUAAGGUGCCUAUCAGCGCAAACGGUUUAAUUCGCUCGAAAUACAAGCCAAAAAUAAAUGAAAUAUUUCGUUUAGUGAAGCAAACGCAAACAAGCAAAACGUGUACCAGUUUCUAAAUUGCAUUUACAAAGCAUACACAAAUUUCUUUAAAAUCUAAACAAACGCAAUCGUUUUUGCUAAGCUCUUUAUGCUGCCAAUCGCCGCUAUAUAAACAAAUCUGGCAUCAAUUUCUCGACAACUGCUGCCGCUGCAACAACCCAACAACAACAACUACAACAACAACAACAACGCAGCCAUCACCCACGCCAGUAAAAUGAAAUCAAAGCUGAAAACUGCGCAGCUGACGUCGCCGUUGUCCAGCAACGGUAAAUGGAUGCUGGUCUCAGCGCUGCUGUUAGUUCUGCUGGUGGCCGCCACCCAAGCAGCUGAAGAGAAAUCUGUGAAACCGUCGGCGACAGCACCCGCAUCCUCAUCCUCAUCCUCCACAUCAGCGAACCGAGAUGAAAUUUAUAUCGAUGACGAUGAAGGCUCCGGCGGACGUGGCGGGAUACACGAUGAUCUAGAAAGCGAUCCGAAUUCUUCUGGCUCUGGCUUUGGACCCGAUGACGAGGACGCCGACGUAACCGAUCGUCAUUCGAGCUCGCACAAUACGCGUGUGCAGAACGUGGCCAAUACAAAUACAGCUAACACACCAACACCAACAACACCAACAACAACCACAACAACACAAACAACAACCACCACAAGCACCACCACCAUCAAACCCCCAAUCAACAAUGCGCCCACUGUCAUCUCCUCAGGAGCGGAGCCAACUGGCACCACGAACUCCACAUCCAUAUCCAGCACACCCUCAACUCCUGCCAUUAAUCAGUCCACGCCCACAAUUGCAACGGGCCGGCAGCCGGUGUUGCCCGAUCGGGAUGAGGAUGAUUCCUUUGAUUUGGACGAUACGCAGGCGGGCAGCGGCGAUGGUGAAGAUGACGACGGUGAUGACAAUACUGAUGAUAAUGACGAUGACAAUGGUGAUGAUGAUGAUGCCGAGGAUGAUGAUGAUCAGCUAGUUGAUCCACAUCCCGAAAGCGAAAUCAGCCAAACGAGACACACAAAUCUGGACAAGUCCAACGUGGACACAAAUGAGCGCAAGCCGGUUGUGGAUAACGACGAGGAUGGCGACGAUGGGCGACUCAUCGAUUUGGAUGACAAUGUGGAUGAGGACGAUGUCUACACCGAGAUCAGUGUCAACAAGGAUGUGACCCACGCAGCCGGCGGAUCGGGCGGCAGCAGCGGCAACAGCAACGUCCAGGAAUUGGACCCGAAUACCAAUAUCAAUAGCCAGCCCACAGACACGAAGAUCAUCGAGCACAGGCCCGGCGGCAGCGGGGAGGUGGUCAUCAUGAGCGAGGAGGAUCGCACGACAAGUUUCUUUGCGCAGCCAGGCAUCUUGGCUGCUGUCAUUGGCGGCGCCGUUGUUGGCCUGCUGUGCGCCAUUUUGGUUGUCAUGUUCAUCGUUUAUCGCAUGCGGAAAAAGGACGAAGGAUCCUAUGCGCUGGACGAGCCAAAGCGUUCGCCCGCUAACAAUUCCUAUGCGAAAAAUGCGAAUAACCGUGAAUUCUACGCCUGAGAUAAUGGCCAAGCGCGCAGGUAUUAAGCUGAUCUGGGGCCAGGAAUGGGAGCAGCAGACAGGAUGUGACAGGGCGUGGCAGUCAACAGCAAUUGGCACGGGUUUGAAUACGAUGAAAUAAGCUCAGCUCAAUACACUGCGCGAAAUUUGCCCAGUUGUGGCAACAACAAACUAACAGAAACAACAACAGAAACAACAACAACAGAAGCAACAACAAACACAACAAACAACUCUUGAGAAAACACACAAUUUAUUCGUGAGGGGUAACAUUAAAACAAAUUAACAAAAACAAAAGAAAAUUCCGAAAAUUUUCAAACUUACCUGUAAGUUAAAUGCGUCACACACCCAACCACCCACACACACACACACACACAUACAUACAACAAGCAGUGUGUGCGUGCGUGCG
Messenger RNA from Drosophila novamexicana, 2140 nucleotides. RefSeq names its product syndecan (gene Sdc). Bases 427 to 1734 code for a protein of 435 amino acids. The record is from RefSeq and is a predicted model, not a curated record. Gene Ontology annotation, biological process: cell migration. Lineage: Eukaryota; Metazoa; Arthropoda; Insecta; Diptera; Drosophilidae. The transcript is spliced from 7 exons. Gene Ontology annotation, cellular component: cell surface; membrane.